Molecule: messenger RNA, 4641 nt
Organism: Nomia melanderi (Alkali bee)
Lineage: Eukaryota; Metazoa; Arthropoda; Insecta; Hymenoptera; Halictidae
Source: RefSeq, a predicted model, not a curated record
UAUAUAUAUAUACUUCAAUGGCACGAAGGAAUUAUAUACUUUUUUAAUAUUAUGAAACUUUUAAAAUAAGUAGUUGUACGGACGUUCGGUCGCGAGCAUCAGCAAAGUAUGAAACGUUACGUGUGUAAGUUAAUAUGAAUUCUCUUCUGUGAUCUCGCAAAAGCAUUAAGAUAUCAAAACGAGUUUUUAAUGUACAUAAUUGCAAGCAUAUAUAGGUAUCAAAAAAGGUAUUAGAAAGUCAAAAUAUAUACACAUUCUUUUUGUGGUUUUUUAUUAAGUACAGAGCUAAGAUUAGAUAAAACUGUAAUUAUAUAUAUAUAUAUAUAUAUGGUUCUAAAGUAUUUACGUCCUAUCACCCCUGAAGGAUACAGGAAAAUGCUAACGAUAAGGAAAACAAAUUGUUACGAUUACUAUAAUCUACUCGCGUUAAGCGUCACGAUGCAUUACGCUCUGCAUUUAUUUCGAACGUCGUCGGAAACCGACUUCUCUUGGGUGUCUAGUGCGUUUUAACGUAUGAAUACUUACAUAUAUAUAUACAUAUAUUAUCACGAAGUAACUUUUACGAUUUUCGUUCUCGUCUUUCUUUUCUCACAUAGCAUGUUUUAUAGUUUUCUCUUAAGCCUUGUCAUAUUCAAUUAGUCAGAAAUAGAAAGAUUGCCUGGAGAAAAUAUGUAUGGAGUUUUGAGGGAUGUCGUCAAGUUCAACGUGGAAUUCUUCCAGUCGGCAUUCUUCCAAAACGGCUCACGAGAUCCGAUUGGAAUGUUGUUCAAGAUUUUCGGCGGGCUUGAACGUUUGUUCAAGUACCAGUCCGGUAUCGAGAGCUUCUCCAGUGAUCUUCGUACCUUCAUCUCUGCUUCGGUGCACGCGAUCCGAGGAAACUAUACGCCAAUUAGAAGAUUCCAUUGAAGCCGAUGAUACAUAUAUAUAGAUACUGCCUAACAGUGUCAUUAGAUUUGUUUCGAUUUCUGAAUUCUAAGGAGUUCUAUCAACGAGAAUUGUGAACUUCGAAGGAAAGAGAAAUAUGAUUGAUCUGUAGAAAUUGGAACUGCGUUUGCAGUCUUUGAAAGUAUUUGAAACACUUACGUAUUGGUCGUAGAACAGCAUGUUGUUUUUAAUCCACAUCGUUGACACAGUCAUUUUGGUGAAAUUUGAAUCAGAAAAACCCGGAGGGGAGAAACGGGACGAAGGAUAGAAUUCUAUCGCGACUGGGAACUCUAUUUUUUAAACUAUGAACGGUCCGAUGUCGAACGCGUGUUUACCAACGAGGUCGUCCGAGUGUCUCCGUCAUGUUGCCGUUUCAAGAGUAACCGAACUGUAACUGUUGCUGACAUGGGAAAUGAAUAGAACGACAAACGUUUCGCGAUUGAGCGGCGCAAAGUGAACCGUCAACCCUGCUGGGCCUCCUAAUAUAUUCGCAGGGGUAGCUACCCCCACUGCGCGCCCUCGGAGGACGACGUUGAGGGAGUACUAGCUAGGUGGAGUGUUUAAUUAGUAAUUAUAACUGAACAUGUUCAGAGAGAGAAAUUAUAAACAAUAUGAGUGUCUUAAAUAAUGUAAAGUAUGGUAGUAUAGGAAAUAGUUGGAUGGUUUAUAUAGUUAUGAUGGUUUGUUAACGAUUUUUUAAAUUAUUGGUGAUAGGAGUGUUAUAGGAAGUAUAAAUUAAGGGAACAUAUGAAACAAUCGUAUGGUUAAAAAUUAUUGGUAAGAGGAGUGUCAUAGAAAGUAUAAAUUAAAGUAACAUAUGAAAUAGUUGGAUGGUUUAUAUAGUUGUUAUGAUAUAUUAGCAAUUUUUAAACAUUAUAGACUAUAAGAGUGUCAUAGACAGUAUAAAUUGAGACAACAUACAGUAUAUUAACAAUUUUUAAGCAUUAUUGUUAAUAGGAGUGUCAUAGGAAGUAUAAAUUAAGGUAAUAUAUGAAACACUUGAAUGAUUUAAAUAGUUAUUAUGCUAUAUUAACAAUUUUUAAACAUUAUUGGUAAUAGUAGUGUCAUAGGAAAUAUAAAUUAAGGUAGUGUUCAACAGCGGCAGGAGCAUGCAAUGGGUGAUAUACCGUUGGCAUACAACAUUUUCCGGAAAAUUCGGGAAGGUACAUGGAUUAUUGAUACCGUGGAAUAAGCAACGGUACUAUCAGGAUAAUCACGGUCAUCGAGGAGAAUGACCGACGCCGUUCAAAGACAAUAAAUCCUCGGAGGCGUCUACCUGUCUGUCCCCUCAGACCGGAAGAUUUGCUGCGACCUUUCGCCAACCAUUCUACCCAAUCAUUCAGAAGCUAUUCGUCGCUAACCACGGCAGUCAACGCGUCAGUCCCCAACAAUGUGAAACACUUCACAAAGUCCAGCUCAUAAAUGGCACCCUCGAAGGACCAGCCGACCACGCACGGCCCAAACGAAGAAAGUCGAGUAAAAAUUCGGGUCAAACGAGUCCCGCGUGAAAGUGACUCGGACAUCGUGGCGGAAUGCUCUUCCCAUCGGCGGAUCCACGACGGGGCAGAGAAUUCGGACCGUUAACCAACUGGUGGGAGAUUAAUCCGCGGUGGGGGGUUCACACGGUCAGAUCCUAUGGUCCCAUUUGCUUCGAGUGCUGUGAACAGCGCGCAACUUGCGGGUGCAUCCGCGGGCAAUUUCGAUCGCCAGCUAUUCAGCGACCGAGCGUUGCAGUGUCCCCCGGCGUGCAGAGGUGCCAAACGGUUCACCCGCGAUCCACGACACGCGUGCCCGGUGAUAUGGUAGAAAGUUAGAAUGGUAACGCGAUCGGACCGGUCAUCCGAUUGUUCGCCACGGUGAAGCAGCCUGCGUUCGAUAACGGGACACUCGCUAUCGCGGAAACAGACAUAGCCGGCUGGCUCUACGUUGUGUGCCAGGAUGAAUCGGCAGCUGCAGUUCACUGUGAAGACGGGGCUUCCCCAAGUGUGCGACGCGCUCCGGCGAAACUUAUGCAUGGGCGCGGGUACGGUGACCUCGACGCGGAUUUGCAGCUUCGAUCACGAUGUCUCCGUCCAGACGAGGCCGUACGAGGAGAUCCCCGGCCCGAAACCGAUCCCCGUUCUCGGGAACACUUGGAGAUUGUUCCCGGUGAUCGGGCAAUAUCAAAUAUCGGACAUGGCGAAGGUGUCGCAGGUGUUCCACGACGAAUACGGGAUUAUCUGCCGGCUGAGCGGUUUGAUCGGCAGACCGGAUUUGUUGUUCGUCUACGACGCGGACGAGAUCGAGAAGAUCUACAGGCAGGAAGGACCGACGCCGUUCAGACCGUCGAUGCCGUGUUUGGUCCGGUACAAGAGCGUCGUCAGGAAGGACUUCUUUGGUAGCUUGCCUGGCGUUGUUGGGGUACACGGUGAACCUUGGAGAGAAUUUCGUACCCGCGUGCAGAAACCAGUUCUCCAACCGCAGACUGUUCGAAAGUACAUCACACCCAUCGAGGUGGUCACCGGUGACUUCAUAAAAAGAAUCGAGGAAAUUAAAAGGGAAGAUGGAGAACUGCCAGGAGACUUUGACAAUGAGAUACACAAAUGGGCUCUAGAGUGCAUUGGUCGAGUAGCUCUUGAUGUUAGAUUGGGAUGUCUAGGAGGUACAUUGACUCCAGAUUCAGAACCCCAGAAGAUCAUCGACGCAGCGAAAUUUGCUUUAAGGAAUGUGGCUGUGCUUGAAUUGAAAGCUCCUUUCUGGCGGUACUUACCUUCUCGGUUGUGGACAAACUAUGUACGCAAUAUGGACUACUUUGUUGAAAUAUGCAUGAAAUACAUUGAUGCUGCAAUGGAGAGGUUAAAAACUAAACAAGCUGCCAAUGAGUUUGAUUUAUCCUUGAUAGAAAGAAUCUUGGCUAAAGAGACUGACCCUAAAAUGGCCUGCAUUCUUGCGUUGGAUUUGAUUCUAGUUGGAAUAGAUACAAUUUCUAUGGCUGUUUGUUCCAUACUGUAUCAAUUGGCGACAAGACCGGAAGAGCAGGAGAAGAUUUAUCAGGAGCUCGUAGAGAUUCUUCCAGAUCCGUCUGUUCCUCUCACCAGGCAACACCUUGAUCAGGCAGUUUACAUGAAAGCUUUCAUUCGUGAAGUAUUUAGAGUAUACUCUACAGUAAUUGGAAAUGGCAGGACAUUGCAGAACGACACUGUAAUUUGUGGUUACAAGGUACCAAAAGGAAUACAGGUGGUAUUCCCCACAGUCGUGACAGGAAACAUGGAGGAAUACGUGAAAGAUGCCAAAACCUUUAAGCCUAUGAGGUGGCUCACAGAAUCUACAAAAGAGACGCUGCAUCCAUUCGCAUCAUUGCCUUAUGGUCAUGGUGCACGCAUGUGUUUAGGCAGGAGAUUCGCCGAUUUGGAAAUACAAGUAUUGCUUGCCAAGCUGAUACGAUCUUAUAAAUUGGAGUACCAUCAUAAACCACUGAAGUAUAAAAUUACAUUCAUGUAUGCUCCUGAUGGUGAACUGAAAUUUAAGGUGAUACGGAGAUAAUAAAUAAUAAACACAUCUCAGAAGUAUCGCUAAAUGUAUAAAGUAGCCGUCCAUUUAUUCCUUUUCACACUUUUGUACAUAUACAAAUAAAUAAUUGAAGUGCCGUGUAUUGUCGGCUGCCUCAAUACGGUUACCUAUCAAUGAAUUUCAAAUUUAAUGGUCCCUUCGGCGUGUACAUGGGGUUGAUGUAAUACU